AUAUUUAUACUGAUAUGGUGUUGUAGUAAAAGAAGUUACGUUUAAGGAUAUACAGCCGCAGUACUACGGCGUUACUGGCGCUGAUAUAAAGUGGCUACUUCGUCUCUGCCGCGUCUGUGCUGUAACCAGGCAACCUCCGCCUGCUCCGCGGGCCCUACGUCUAAUUAUCUCGAGAGAGGUGUUUGAGAGGGUACAAAUGGAUCUGAUUGACUAUAGGAACCACCCCGAUCUAGUAACGCAGGAUAAAUACGUACUAUAUAUUAGGGACCACUACUCCAAGUACUGCAUGUUGAUACCCCUGAAGGACAAGAGCGCUCGAGCAGUAGCUGCAGGACUGCUACGCUGGAUACAACCAUUCGGCUUACCAAGGCAAAUACAUACUAAUAACGGUACUGAGUUCCGUAGUGUUGUUCAACAGCUAUUCGACGACUACGGGAUCGACCUUGUAUGUAGACGUCCUCGCCACCUAUAGAGCCAGGGGGGUGUUGAGAGUGCGAAUGGAGAUGUAAAAAGGAAGCUUGAGAGGGCCCGAA
This is a messenger RNA of Aplosporella prunicola CBS 121167, 533 nucleotides long. RefSeq lists its product as uncharacterized. Gene Ontology annotation, molecular function: nucleic acid binding. Gene Ontology annotation, biological process: DNA integration. The record is from RefSeq and is a predicted model, not a curated record. The coding region runs from base 197 to 472 and encodes 91 amino acids. NCBI's taxonomy places the organism in Eukaryota, Fungi, Ascomycota, Dothideomycetes, Botryosphaeriales, Aplosporellaceae. The transcript has a single exon.